This is a messenger RNA of Bubalus bubalis (water buffalo), 4318 nucleotides long. RefSeq lists its product as uncharacterized. Bases 1888 to 2598 code for a protein of 236 amino acids. NCBI's taxonomy places the organism in Eukaryota, Metazoa, Chordata, Mammalia, Artiodactyla, Bovidae. The transcript has 7 exons. The record is from RefSeq and is a predicted model, not a curated record.
AGCUAUAGGACAGGAGCAGGUGCCCGGCCCAGGCGCUUGGUAACCCGGGUGAUGUGCCCACGUGGGCGUGGGGCAGCCGUGGGACCGCAUGAGCUGAGGGCCUGAGCGCACUGACCGGUGACCAGAGGAACCACGCCCCUCCUGGGCCUGGGAAACCCGCGAUGCUAGUUUUAACACAUGAGGAAUUUGUUCUUUGAUAAAAGGGGGAUAAAAGCUCGGGUUGUAAGGGAGGCAGUCUCCCUCCCUUAUCAGGAGACAGAUCAGGGUCCCUGAAGGUGCUGGAAGGAAGGGCUGAAAAGUGCUCUGUGUUAAGUUUUUAACACAUGGCUUUUAAACAACAUAACUUUUUAAACAACUUUUCAAAGCAUGGCUGUUGUUAACUUUUUUCCCACCAUAGUUAUUUUUCAGAAAAUUUUUUCUUUCUAUUGAAGGAAGGAUGCUUUAAAUUCUCUGCUGCUGCUAAGUCGCUCAGGUGUGUCCAACUCUGUGCGACCCCAUAGACGGCAGCCCGCCAGGUUCCACCGUUCUUGGGAUCCUCCAGGCAAGAACACUGGAGUGGGUUGCUGUUUCCUUCUCCAGGGCUUAAAUUCUCUAGUGCUUCACACUUUUCAAAAAGUCUCACACAUGAUUUUGUAACCCCAUAAUUUUUCCCCACCCCCUCUAUUGCCCCUCUCCACUGGUAACCCCUAGUUUGAUCUCUGUAUUUGUGAGCCUGCUGCUUUUUUGUUUGAUUCAGUAGUUUAUUUCUUAGAUUUCAUGUAUAAGCAAUACCAGACCAUAUUUAUCUUUGUCUGACUUCACUUAGCACAAUGCCCUCCAAGUCCAUCCGUGUUGCUGCAAAUGGCAGAACUUCAUGGUUUUUUUAAUGGCUGAGUAGUAUUCCAUGACACACACACACACAUCACAUCAUCUUUAUCCAUUCAUCUGUUGAUGGACCCACUGUAUUUUUUGAUUAAAAGAUUAGCUUAUGCAUACGUGGCAAAAGAGGUCAAAAUACAAAAGAGUGUGACCUGAAAGCUAAGUCUAACCCCUGUGCCCCUCUAGCCUUUUCUUCCCUACAGGUAAAGUGUUACACACCCUGGUCUGUCCCUCACCUUUUUUGGGGUAGAAAUGCCUCUGUAUCUCUUACUUUGUUCUCCCCAACUGUGUGACGUCCCGUGAGAUGGAUGCCCCAUUCUUUGCGGCGCUCAACCAUCCCCGGCUUGGGAAUGGUCUGUCUGUAACUGUUCGACGCUGGAGGGAACAUCGUUUAUGCUCGUCUGUCUGUGAUUCUGUCUGGAGGAUGCACCUUUCAAAGCCAAGUUACUGGAUCCAAAGGUACAUGCUUUUUUAUCUAGAUAUUAACAAACUAACACACCUCUUUCAAGCUCAGUUUAUACUUUUGAGACCUGGAGUGCCCAUGGCCAUGUUUUCACCAACUAUUAAAAUUUAGUUUUUGUGUACCUGGUGCUCAAAAACCGUUUUCUUCUACUACUGCUGUGCUUUCUAGUCCUUCUCCUACAUCUUUGCUCCAUCCAAAAUGUAUUUCCUUUUUUAAAAUUUUUGAUUCUCUUUAACUUUUUUUUACUUUAUAUUGAACUACAGUCGAUUUAGAGUGUUGUGUUAGUUUUAGACGUACAGCAAAGUGAUUCAGUUUUAUGAUAAAAAGAUGUAAAGCUAUUUCUGUUACUACCUUUUUUUCCCCCUUCAAAUGCUUGAUUCUGUCUGAUCUUUGGUAGCACUUUGACUACAUCUGAAAUGUUUGAUAGGGGACUUUCCUGGCCGUCCAGUGGUUAAGACUCCAUGGUUCCCCUGUAGGAACACAGGUGUGACCCCUGGUCGGGGCAGUAAGAUCCCACAUGCCAGGAGGCGCAGCCAGAAUACUACCAUCUUGAUGGUCUUUUCACGAUGGCACUAAAUGCUGAUGCAUGUAGGCAGAACCGACACCGGCUGCUGCUGCUGCUUCCUCCUGAAGAACAGGAACAUCCAGUGAUCUCAGGUGACCUCAGCCUGCAGCGGCUUGAAGCAGGGUUACGGUUCCUAGCCAGCGAUGGAGGUCAGGUUGUGGCAGUGAGAGAGUGGAAGCCUAGCCCCCAGACCAGUGGUCAGGGACAGGGCAGUGCCAACUCCUGCCCAAGCCUCUGGCCUGCCCUGGAGAUGUCGGUCUCACCAGCCCCAACAACCAGUGCUGGCUCCUCAUGGAUCGUCCCGGGGCCCGGCAGCACGGAGCGGCGGAUGCACACAGGGACCGAGGACUCAGGGCUGGGCCUGCACUCCCCACCGGCUCCCCAGGAACAGCCAGGUGGCCUGGCCCCCGAGCCUCUGCGUGGCUCCCUGUUGUCGAGGAUUCGUGACAGCCGUGGUGCCUGGCACAGACCUCGCACUUCUUUAGACGAGUGUUUCAGGCAUAGGAGGCCCAGUCACCCUGCACGGCUUUCACGGAAAGACGGUGGGGCUGCCAGAAGCCUGGGGCUCUGCCCGGGGCUGGUGUGCUUGGGACCUGGAGGGCCGCAGUCUCUACGUGUGGCCUUCUCAGCAGGAACUGCCGGCCAGCCCAGUCCGGUCUCCAGCGCCCCCAGGCUCUCCGUCUGGAAGACCCUCUGCAGGGGCGGCGUGUAAAUGACGGCCAGCUGUCCCAGGAUGGAGCCGAGCACGGAGUAGAGGAACGUGCGGUUCCGGAGGAAGCCGAUCUCGAAGAUCAGCUUGGUCUGUGGGGAGAAGGGCACAGUCAGCACACACGAGCCGCUGGAGCACUCGGGCCGGGAGGCUGCGAUCCCGUCCUGCCGGGGGCUCACCUGGGAGCGGCAGGUCAAGGCGUUGAAGAGGUCAAAGAACACGAAGCAGGUCACUGGCGCUCUCAGCACAGGGGUGCCUGAACCUGCGGGGCCACAGAAAGGUGACCCAUGGAAAGACCCCCCUGCCUACAGAGGAGAAAAGACAGUCUCUUCAGACUGGAUGGCUAUAGGUAAGAGAGUGAAAUCAGAACAUUCUCUAACACCACACACAGAGAUAAACUCAAAAUGGAUUAAAGACCUAAAUGUAAGACUGGAUACUGUAAAAAUCCGAGAGGAGAACAGGAAAAACACUUGACAUAAACCACAGCAACACUUUCUCUGAUCUUCCUCAAUGAAAGUAACAACGAAAAGAAACACAUGGGGCCUCAGUAAACUUGCUUCAGAGUGUGAAAUGUAACACAGCAGGGGCUUUUGUGAGUUUGACGUCCAGGAAGGAAGGGCCCGCACCUGGAAGCUUUGGCACCUGCUGCCCAGGCCUCCCAGGGCUGGCUGACCCUCAGGCCCAGCAGACCUUGGUCCAAAAGGUAAGUCUGUUGCUUUGUAAAGCCGUUUUAGUGUCCUUGACCAAACGCAUUCCUGCUGAGAUGCAAGAGGCAUCGUCGUGUGGAUGAAUAGAGGGUUGCUUUCAAGCCCUGAGACCCUGAGUCAAAGAGCUUGACUUUUCCAUGUGUUUUUAAUUGGAGGGUAAUUGCUGAACAGUGUUUGUUGAUUUCUGCCAUACAACGCCGUGAUUCGGCCGUGACUAUGCACAUACCGCCUCCCUCCUGAACCACCAUCCUAGGUCGUCACAGAGCUGAGCUCCCUGAGCUACGCCGCAGUGUCCCACUACAUGUCUGUCUGACACCGGUAAAGUGGAUGUUUUAGUGCUGCUUCCAAGAGCUGGAUUCUCAUGGAACAUUUCUCUGAGGACUUUUCCAGUUGUCCUUGAUAUUUCUAUGCAAUGAGGAGUGUCCAGUUUUCAAGUCUUAACAGCUACUUCUGGGGACUUGGCCCCAUCUCUGGGAUUUGAAUGGGACUCAUGGCCCAUCUUCCUGUCUUAGAAGCUUACAGUGAUCUCUGCUCCCCUUGGGGACUCCUCUCUUUCUCGCCUUACAGUUUGCCGCUUAGAGUGGAGGCUCAGCAGGCAGGGUGACGGCGCUGCCCGUUCUUUCUGGACCUCUGGCAAAAGGGAAUGAGCAGGGAAGAGCACCGCUCCCCCCCAAGGCUGGGCGUCUUGGUGCGUGCUGUCCACAGCCCUCCACUGUGCUCGGAACACUUUGCCAGUGUACUCAUCUCUUUGGAGAUAGACAUGUUAAUUUUCUUUUGCACAAUACUUAGUACAAUGUCUGAAUUACUAACAUUUAAAAUAUUUCCUUUCUUAACUCCCCCAUUUGCUUUGCUCGCAGCCUAAUAUGUUCCUUCAUUUGGCAGAAUUCUGCAACGUCACCCACCACUGAGAUUGCUCGGUCCCUGACGUAUUGCUAUUGAUUUGUUUCUGGCAGUAGCUUGACCUAAAAUGUGUGUAACAAGCAGGCGUUUUAUGAUAAAGCUGUUGUGUCGUGUGU